CGAUUACACAAUCUCAUCAUAACAACCAUCCACCAUCGAGCAUCCUCCCUCCCAGGCCCUCCUCCUCCGACUCUCAGCCAGAAGCCUCCUGGUACACUAGCUUUCUCAUCGCCGUCUUUCUCGAACCCCUACUACACCAUGGCGCCUGCUUGGGUUGCCCAGUCUCUUGCACAUGUUCUUGGUCUUGACCUCGAGACUAUCAACCAGGUCAUUAUCCCCGAUCUCGAGGGGUAUACAUCGGAAGUGCGGUUGAGAGGGCACCUACAAGACUUCCUCGGAUCCACGACAGCCGCGCGCGCCUUUGCGGAUCGCUAUAUCGCGUACCGGUUUCCCCCACUUCCCACCCCCGCCAUCGCACCAGGGUCCUCGGCGACUCGCAUCGUCCAGCCGACGCCUAGGUAUGCAACCGCCCCUGCACCGAAAGAGCGCUCGCAUCACGCGCCUCCAGACCUGAAGGACCACAUCCGCGCAGACCUAGGUCUUAAGAAGAAGAAGAAGAACACGGCCGCGCUGGCUGUCGCUGCCUCUCAAGCACCCGUGGCGCGCACGCCGUCUGCAACUCUCCCAGAAGAGCUGGAAAGCGCGUUCGGAGCGGGUGGUAAAGUCUACCAGAAGAACCGCGACGAUCUGUUCCCUUCGCGCGGAAACUCGGCGCGCGGAGGCGUGCGCACGCCCAACAGCGGCGCGCAUACGCCCCAUCGCGUCGGCGGUGCGGUGACCAUCGUGGAGACCACCAAGCCGGCCAAAGAGAAGGGCAAGGCGAAGGAGGACAAAAUCUGGGACCUGCCGAAGAGCGAGGAGACCAUGCGUCUGGAAGGCAUUGUCGAGAAUCUACGUCAGAUGCAGGCUGGAAUGGGUAAGGCCCCGCCCGUCAACACUCCGCCAUGCUUCUGUCAAGCACGCUUGCACGAUCUUUCUCGCUACACGCCACAGUGCGCCGCGUGCGGCCUCAUCCUCUGCUCGCUGCAGCCUGCCCAUGCACCGUGCCCGUCCUGUGCCCGUCCAACACUCUCUCCACCAGCGCUGGCUCGCCUGAUCUUGCGUGCAGAGGGCGACAUUGCAGCGCAGAUCGCGCGCGAGCAGGACGAGAGGAAUGCAGCGGAGCGUGAGCGCAAAGAACGCCUGCUCGCCGAGUCGGGUGGCGGCGCCUUCCCAACGUUGCCCGGCGGUGCUCGCAAGCCGCAGAGUGCUGCGGAAGCGGCGCGUAAGGUUCUGACAAUCAAGAGCGGACAGGGCAAGGGCAAGGGACGAGGCAAGGCAACGCUCACGACUACUACGUACAUGACUGUCGCUACGCCGCCGACAAGCAGCAAAGAGCCGCAGGCGCCCGAGACGGUGCCCCGCCCCCGGUCUCCUCCGCUUGACCCUUCGCGGCGGGCGAAGGAGGCUGCCAAGGCGCUCGAGUGGUGCGUUGAGCAGGACCGGCCAUGGGGCGACCUCAAGGGGGAGCGGCGGGGCGAGACAUGGGCGUAUGUGGAGAAGCUGGUAAUUGAGCUCCCGAAUGAGGAGGGGACGGGGCGGCGGAGAAAGGCAAAGAAGGGACUAGGUGCGGACGGAAGGCCGGUGGUGGGUGCAGCACGGUAGUAGUGUUAGCGCAUGUCAGUGCAUGUCGAUGUUGCGG
Messenger RNA from Cutaneotrichosporon oleaginosum, 1621 nucleotides. RefSeq lists its product as uncharacterized. The record is from RefSeq and is a predicted model, not a curated record. Lineage: Eukaryota; Fungi; Basidiomycota; Tremellomycetes; Trichosporonales; Trichosporonaceae. Gene Ontology annotation, biological process: regulation of DNA-templated transcription. Gene Ontology annotation, molecular function: zinc ion binding. Gene Ontology annotation, cellular component: nucleus.